This is a messenger RNA of Thlaspi arvense, 1272 nucleotides long. The record is from the annotation of a GenBank genome assembly. NCBI's taxonomy places the organism in Eukaryota, Viridiplantae, Streptophyta, Magnoliopsida, Brassicales, Brassicaceae.
GAAAAGGAUGUUGUAGAAUGUAAUGAUCAUAAAUGACCCACAACCAAAAGCAAGACAUGAUUUUCUUGCCUGACACGAUCCUCUAUGCUCCACCUUAAGUAAAAAAACAUUAAUUCAUAAAACUAACCCAUCCUCUUCUCUCUCUCUAUUUGGAGUAUGAAUAUAUAAUUUGUCGAUGAGGAGGACACUGCUUCACCCUAUCCCUUCCCAAACAAAUCAUUACGUCUUGACGGAAAAGAUGAGCGGAAGCACCAUCGGCGGUGGAAGUCCGUGCGGCGCAUGCAAGUUUCUACGGCGGAAAUGCGUGGCUGAAUGCGUCUUCGCUCCCUACUUUGACUCGGAGGAAGGGACGGCUCAUUUCGCGGCGGUGCACAAGGUUUUUGGAGCCAGCAAUGCCUCCAAGCUCCUCUUGAUGAUUCCGGCCAGCCGGAGACUUGACGCCGUCGUCACGCUUUCUUACGAGGCUUUGGCUAGGCUUCGCGACCCUGUCUACGGAUGCGUUGGUCACAUCCUCGCCCUUCAACGCCAGGUGAUGGAUCUACAGGCGGAGCUAGCCACCGUUCAAACUCAUCUCUCAACUUUUCAGCGCCUUCCUCCGCCGAACCCUCCAAACAAUUCACCGACAGAAGUAGCCUCUUCAUCUAGUGCACCACUCGUUGCCUCUGUCGAUUAUAACAACAACCACAACGUGUCUUCUUCUCAACAACAACUGCCAAAAGAAGAUAUUGAGGUCUCAAAAGAGUCAGUGGAUUUUAGCACAUUGUUGGGCCUGGAAGAUCCAUUGGACGAAGACGGUGAUCUUAACACGCUUGCCCGUCAGUUCUUCUCCAAGUAUUUGACCGGAGCCAAAUUCCGACCAUCUUCUCCGAUCUAACUGCAGACCUUUCUUUAGCUACUAACCGGACUGCCGAGUAACUAUCAUCAUUUUUAUAAAAAAAAAUUGUGUUAAUAUGUUCUAUCGGUUUUGCAGCCACUCUCACAUCACUCACGCAAGACGUCGAUAUGACACACAUUUUUUUCUAAAAAAAAGAAAAACUUAUUAUGUGUCGGAUUAUAAAAUUUUGUAAUUCAGAGUGCCAAGUCCAAAUUUAGGUGAGCGAGGCCCGAAAUAUUAAGGCCCAACCCAUUUCCAUAAGGGCUAUAGAGAAUGAAUGACAUCGUGAUUCUUGCAUCCUUCAUCUUUUACCUAUUGCAGUGGGACUAAAUUGUGAGCAGAGUUCACAAUUUCACAUUAUACUAUUCUUUCUCUCUAUGGAGUGAAUUUUUCUUGGG